CACGAUGAGUGGGAUUUGUACGAAUGAACAAAUAUCUAGAAAUUUAAGUGUUUAGCCAGAUUAUACCAGAGUUGGAUCAAUGAAUAAUGCGUAAAAAUCCAAGUGCUUUAUUGUAAAAUAAUAAAAAUGGCCGAAAAGACGCCCGAUGCAAAGAAACAGCCUAGAGCAGGAUUGGCCGUCAAAAGAGGAAGAGGCCGUCUUCAGUCAUUGAGAUCACCACGAGACCUAACACUCGGAGGUUCAACCAAGAGAACAUAUGCACCUACAAUACCAGUAAGACGGAUCAAGGAAGAACCGAAAGAUACCCCUUCAGAGCAAAAACCCAAUCAUGGAGGAGGCCAGACCAGACAGAGAGGGAGAGGAAGAGAUCGAGGAAGAGGGCGAGGGCGUGGUCAGCCUAAUAUCAUCCAAUCAAAAUCCAUCUUUUCCGAAGGUCUGGUGCCCAAGACAGCCUCUGUUCCCAGUAGAGCGCCCAGUUAUCGAGAAGGUGGUGGAUUUGCAGAAAGUACAAAAAGUGAAAGACCCAAAGCUGAAAAAAAUUUUGAAGUUGAAGACCCAAAUAAGAUAUUACAAAUGAUUGACAGUGAUGGCGAAAUGGAUAUUGAUGAAGCUCAACUGGCAUGUGGGAUAUUACCCAUGCAUAUACCUUUAGCUUACCAUGAUCGCUUCGUAGAAGAGGUUGUAAAUGAUGAAGAUAUCUCAUCAGUUAAAGUUGAGCCAAUGGAAACAGAUGAGAAGAAACCUUUUGUGAGGCCAUCAAACAAAGGUUCUAAGAAGAAAACCAAGGAAGAUCAGCCAAUGACAUGUGAACGUUUGUUGACUGGUAACGAUAAGAAAAAGAAAGACCAAAUGUUAUUCUUUCAAUUUCCUGACUCGCUUCCAACGAAGGUAUUGGAGAAUGAGGAAGAAGGCUCUAAGGAGAAAAACAAAUCGCUGAAACUGCAAGAUAUCUCCGAAGGUUACAUUGGUAAAAUACAAGUCCUGAAGUCAGGAAAAACUAGGUUAAUUUUGGGCGGGGUUGCUUUGGACGUUUCGAUGGGAACACCUUGCAACUUUUUACAGGAUAUUGUAUCGAUUCACCCCGAAGAAGAAUCGAGGUCAAUGAUGACAUUGUGCCACGUAAAACAACGUCUUGUGUGUACGCCUGACUUUGAGGAAUUACUUAAACAGAAUUCUGAUGUCACAUAGACAUGACACAUCCUGCUUUAUAUUUCUGGGAAUGAGAUUAAAAUGGACGCGAGUUGAAAUUUCGUUUAUAAACGAAGUUGAUUAUACGGAUAUAUUUAAAGCAAUAAACAUUCCGGAUGACCGGUUCAUAUGGUGGUGUGGGAUACCCCAAGUGGAAAUCUCCCUGAAUAACCCCAGUCAACCGUCAUUGUCGCUUAUUCGGGUUGAAACUCCAGUUUACAUAGAAUACACUGAACGAGUUUCUCUCAGAUUGUGGAACCUGGUGUAGGAUCCAGUCAACUCUCAUAUGCAUUGUUCUCGUAUCAUUUUAUUAUAUCUUAACAAGAUUAUUACAUCAAGUUCUUUAUCCCGUCUGGACGCGGGCUCUGUCCCGUCCGACGCGGGCUCAUACGGACGGAAAAGCCAAUAUGUGGUGUUCUCACUAUUCGUCAUUAACAUCAGGCAAAAACCAAAAUCAACCGACCAAAUUCACAUGUGUUAAUGUACC
Messenger RNA from Dendronephthya gigantea, 1675 nucleotides. Its product is annotated as DNA-directed RNA polymerase III subunit RPC4-like. Bases 127 to 1188 code for a protein of 353 amino acids. Gene Ontology annotation, molecular function: DNA binding. The record is from RefSeq and is a predicted model, not a curated record. Gene Ontology annotation, biological process: transcription by RNA polymerase III. Gene Ontology annotation, cellular component: RNA polymerase III complex. Lineage: Eukaryota; Metazoa; Cnidaria; Anthozoa; Malacalcyonacea; Nephtheidae. The transcript is spliced from 14 exons.